GGUACCUACACCUUCAAGGUCCGCGUCCUUGAAGGCAUUAUUCGUCCUCGCCCGACUCGUGUGCCGUUACAUGAAGAAGAUCGCUGUUAAGCAUUUCGCGGCCAAGUUCUAGCCUGGAUCCUCUUCAUCCUAGAACUGGAGUCCUGUUUGAGCAUUUAAUUCUCCUACCUCGUCCCGGAAGUGGUGAACGGGUACGUUGCUACGUUGCUACCCCACCCCGAUCGGUUCCCUUUUAUCCCUUCCUGAACAGUAGCGUUUCGAACGUCAGUUGAACGGGAGUGAUUGAGGGGUAAAGAGGUGGGUGAUACCCUGGAAGCAGCUCGUGGCAAGACGACGACGACGAAGACGUGGUCAAGAAGAGGAAGUUGUAUUCUUUGCCGAGGAGCAUGAGGUCCUCGUUGGUGCUGCUCCUGAUAGCAGCUUUCGUCCUUGCCGAGGCCUCAAUCCGAGUUAAACGGCAAGAAGAGAAAAAAGAAGAAAGCUUCGAGAACGAGAUUUGUAAAGAUAAGGAUGCGGGCGAGUGGUUCAGAUUGGUCGCGGGCGAGGGUGACAAUUGCCGUGACGUUAUUCAGUGCACGAGUUCCGGUCUGCAAGCAAUAAGAUGCCCAGCUGGUUUGUACUUUGAUAUCGAUAAGCAGACCUGCGACUGGAAGGAUUCCGUCAAUAACUGCAAGCUGAAGAACAAAGAGAGGAAGGCCAAGCCUAUGAUUUACACUGAAGAACCACUCUGUCAAGAUGGCUUGCUCGCGUGUGGUGACGGAGCCUGUAUUGAGAGGGGUCUCUUCUGUAACGGAGAAAAGGACUGCACUGACGGCUCUGAUGAAAACAUUUGCGAUAUGGACAAUGAUCCCAAUAGAGCUCCACCAUGCGAUCCUUCUGUGUGUACCCUGCCUGACUGCUUCUGCUCGGAGGAUGGUACUACGAUACCCGGUGAUCUUCCGUCCAAGGAUGUUCCUCAGAUGGUCACAAUUACUUUCGACGACGCCAUUAACAAUAACAAUAUUGGCCUCUAUAAAGAGAUCUUCAACGGCAAGCGCAAGAAUCCAAACGGCUGCGACAUCAAAGCAACCUUCUUCGUAUCGCAUAAGUACACCAACUAUUCUGCGGUCCAAGAGAUGCAUAGGAAAGGUCAUGAAAUCGCCGUCCAUUCAAUCUCGGCAAGGCACAAUGAUGACGAGCGCUUCUGGUCGGACGCUACCGUCGAUGAGUGGGCUAAGGAGAUGGCUGGCAUGAGGAUCAUCGCCGAGAAGUUCGCAAAUCUGACGGAUAACAGCGUGGUCGGCGUUAGGGCGCCGUAUCUGCGGGUAGGCGGUAACAAUCAGUUCACCAUGAUGGAGGAGCAAGCCUUCCUGUACGAUUCUACCAUCACUGCGGCCUUGAACAACCCUCCGCUGUGGCCAUACACCAUGUACUUCAGAAUGCCACAUCGUUGUCACGGAAAUCUUCAACACUGUCCCACUAGAUCGCAUGCCGUGUGGGAGAUGGUGAUGAAUGAGCUGGACCGGCGUGAGGAUCCACAAAACGACGAGUAUCUGCCCGGCUGUGCUAUGGUGGACUCGUGCAGUAACAUCUUGACCGGCGAUCAAUUCUAUAAUUUCCUCAAUCACAAUUUCGAUCGUCAUUACGAGCAGAAUCGUGCUCCUCUCGGUCUCUAUUUCCAUGCCGCUUGGCUGAAGAACAAUCCCGAGUUCUUGGAUGCCUUCUUAUAUUGGAUUGAUGAAAUCCUGCAGAGCCACAAUGAUGUGUACUUUGUAACGAUGACUCAGGUGAUCCAAUGGAUUCAGAACCCGCGCACCAUUACUGAGUCGAAAAACUUUGAGCCUUGGCGGGAGAAAUGUACGGUGGAGGGACCACCGGCGUGCUGGGUGCCCCAUACCUGUAAACUGACCUCGAAAGAGGUGCCCGGCGAGACCAUCAACCUUCAGACUUGUGUCCGCUGUCCCAACAAUUAUCCUUGGGUGAAUGAUCCGACUGGUGACGGCUUCUUUUAAACUGCCGAGCGCGAUUCUCCUUCUCGUCUAAGUCAAAUUUCUUCUCUUUCUCCUUAGUUCUGCCAAUCCUUUCCUCCCUGUACCUCAACCUAAUGUCGGUCGAAAGGCACAUCGCAAGUCUUCGCGAUCCAAUUACGGCGCCGAAAGUCAUCGAUCAACGUCAAGUACUCUCUCGAGACUUUCGAGAACGAUGGUGAUUACGACGACGAGACACAUGGAGGAGACGAGGAGAAAGAUCAUCAUUAGUCCAUUAGACUUCGAUGAUCGCCCUUAGUUGACAAUAUUUUUCGCUGUUUUUAUCGUUGAGAACGACAUAUCUGUGAUGAUUAGUUCUGUUCA
Atta colombica is the source of this 2330-nucleotide messenger RNA. RefSeq lists its product as uncharacterized. Gene Ontology annotation, cellular component: extracellular region. The coding region runs from base 387 to 1991 and encodes 534 amino acids. Gene Ontology annotation, molecular function: hydrolase activity, acting on carbon-nitrogen (but not peptide) bonds; chitin binding; protein binding. Gene Ontology annotation, biological process: carbohydrate metabolic process. The transcript has 5 exons. The record is from RefSeq and is a predicted model, not a curated record. Lineage: Eukaryota; Metazoa; Arthropoda; Insecta; Hymenoptera; Formicidae.